Messenger RNA from Centropristis striata (black sea bass), 1833 nucleotides. RefSeq names its product ubiquitin specific peptidase 39 (gene usp39). Gene Ontology annotation, molecular function: zinc ion binding; cysteine-type deubiquitinase activity. The record is from RefSeq and is a predicted model, not a curated record. NCBI's taxonomy places the organism in Eukaryota, Metazoa, Chordata, Actinopteri, Perciformes, Serranidae. The transcript has 13 exons. Gene Ontology annotation, biological process: spliceosomal complex assembly; protein deubiquitination; mRNA processing. Bases 133 to 1626 code for a protein of 497 amino acids.
AAAGAAGAAGAAGAAGAAGAAGGAAAAAACAACCGCCGCGAGUUACGACCACGGUGCUUGGCUCAUUCAUCGCUUCCACAUUAAGUUUUGCCUUUUCCGUCGUUCUUGCAUUAACCUCAUAAAUAAACUGAUAUGAAGCGAGAAAGAGAGGCUGAAGUGGACGAUGAUGACGAGGAAGACAGAGUGGCAGCCAAAGUGGGCCGAGGACGUGUAACAGAAGACCGGAGAAGUCGCCACUGUCCCUACCUUGACACCAUAAAUAGGAGUGUGCUGGACUUUGACUUUGAGAAGCUCUGCUCCAUCUCUCUCUCCCACAUCAACGUCUAUGCCUGCCUUAUAUGUGGGAAAUACUUUCAAGGUAGAGGUUUGAAGUCCCAUGCCUACACUCACAGUGUGCAGUUCACCCAUCAUGUGUUCCUGAAUCUGCACACUCUUAAGUUUUACUGCCUGCCAGACAACUAUGAGAUCAUUGACUCUUCACUCGAAGACAUCACGUAUGUGCUGAAACCAACCUUUACCAAACAGCACAUUGCAGGGCUUGACAAGCAAGGUAAACUGUACCGAGCCUAUGAUGGUACGACCUACUUGCCAGGCAUUGUGGGGCUCAACAACAUCAAAGCCAACGACUAUGCCAAUGUUGUGUUACAGGCCUUUUCCAAUGUUCCACCGUUGCGAAACUACUUCUUGGAGGAGGAGAACUAUAGGGGAAUCCGCAGGCCGCCUGGGGACAUCAUGUUCCUCUUGGUGCAGAGGUUUGGUGAGCUGAUGCGCAAACUUUGGAAUCCGAGAAACUUCAAGGCUCAUGUGUCUCCACAUGAGAUGCUGCAGGCUGUGGUGCUGUGCAGCAAGAAGAACUUCCAAAUUACCAAGCAAGGAGAUGCUGUGGACUUCAUGACAUGGUUCUUGAAUGCUCUGCAUGGUGCUCUUGGAGGCACAAAGAAAAAGACAUCAAUCAUUACAAAAGCAUUUCAAGGCUCCAUGCGGAUCUUCUCUAAGAAACUCCCACACCCAGAUUUAACACCAGAGGAGAAAGAGGCCUUGCUCGUAACAGAGGAGUACCAGGAGCAGAUGUCUGAGUCCACCUUCCUGUUUCUAACUCUUGACCUCCCAACAGCUCCGCUGUACAAGGAUGAGAAGGAGCAGCUUAUUAUUCCACAGGUCCCCCUCUUCAACAUCCUGGGCAAGUUUAAUGGCAACACAGAGAAGGAGUACAAAACCUACAAAGAGAAUUUUCUCAAAAGGUUCCAGCUGCUCAAACUCCCUCCGUACCUCGUCUUUUGCAUCAAAAGAUUCACCAAGAACAACUUCUUUGUGGAAAAGAACCCCACAAUCGUCAACUUUCCCAUCACGAAUGUAGACCUUCGUGAGUACUUGACAGAAGAAGCUCAAGUAACAGAGAAAAACACAACUUACGACCUCGUUGCCAACGUAGUGCAUGAUGGGAAACCCACUGAGGGAGCGUACAGAAUACACGUUCUGCAUCAUGGAACUGGGAAGUGGUAUGAGAUGCAGGACCUCCAGGUGACUGACAUUCUCCCUCAGAUGAUUACACUAUCGGAGGCCUACAUCCAGAUCUGGAAGAGACAAGAGAGUGAGGAUGACACAAACAACCACACGGGGGUGUAAGUGGGACACCAUUUCCUUCAGUGUGAAUGGCCAGAAGGCUUGUCACUAUUUUGGAAAUGAACUGGAUAUUUGAGAAAAAUAACAAAAUAUUGAAAUGAGUGGCAAAAGAGCAUCAAGACACACAAAUAAAUGUAAAUGUCUCCAGUGUUUUUCACAGUUUUAUGUUUUUACAAUGUGGAAGUUUCGAAAUAAACAAACUCCAGGACA